Cygnus olor (mute swan) is the source of this 480-nucleotide messenger RNA. It is a transcript of the gene UBL5, whose product is annotated as ubiquitin like 5. The transcript is spliced from 5 exons. The record is from RefSeq and is a predicted model, not a curated record. Gene Ontology annotation, molecular function: protein tag activity; protein binding. Gene Ontology annotation, biological process: mRNA splicing, via spliceosome; protein modification process. Lineage: Eukaryota; Metazoa; Chordata; Aves; Anseriformes; Anatidae. The coding region runs from base 72 to 293 and encodes 73 amino acids. Gene Ontology annotation, cellular component: nucleus; cytoplasm.
CACUUCCGCUUCCGGUGCGGCGGAAGCGGCGGCGGAGCUGCGCAGGGAACGGCAGCGGUGGGUGCGCAACCAUGAUCGAAGUCGUUUGCAACGACCGCUUGGGCAAGAAGGUGCGGGUGAAAUGCAACACCGAGGACUCCAUCCGCGACCUGAAGAAGCUCAUCGCGGCGCAGACGGGGACCCGCUGGGACAAGAUCGUGCUCAAGAAGUGGUACACCAUCUUCAAGGACCACGUCACGCUCGGGGACUAUGAGAUCCACGACGGCAUGAACCUGGAGCUGUACUACCAGUAGCCGGGCCACCAGCGGCCUCCUCGGCCCUUCCCAGUGCUCCCAGUUCCCCCCCACCAGUGGAACCAGUGUCCCCCCAUGGGAUCCCCCGUUCCUUUCCCCCGGCACGGCUGGGCUCCGGCCCCACCGAGGCUCUAAACGUCCCCACGGGUGGUUUUUUUUUCUUGUUUCUAAUAAACUCCUCCCUCCA